AUGCAGUUGACACUCUCUUCUAUCUUGUUGUCCCUUGCCGCUUUUUCCACCGCGGCAAGCAUUCCUAUUGCCCGAACGACGUGCGCUGAAGCUUAUCGAUUCGGUGGAGUCCCAUCCUUAUCGCCAAGCACAGUUGCUCCAGGAGCUUCUGUGGAAAUCCAAACGGACUUCACUUGCGCUUUCUACUUCGGCAUCACACCUACCUACACCGACUACUACAUCGAGGUUCUUAGCAACAACAGCGGAUACGAGCCGAACAUCCUUCUUGCUCGCCGCCAACCCAAUAUCACCGCGUCCUCGCCCAUCGAUAAGUUUACCGUCACAAUCCCUGACGCGACCUACACCUCUGGUGCAAACUACACUGUGGUUAUGGACGUUACGUACCCGAUCAAUGGGACAAAUGGCACGCCCGUAUAUGUUGUUGGUGGUCUCGAGAGCGCAAUUACUAUUACUUAA
This is a messenger RNA of Serpula lacrymans var. lacrymans S7.9, 456 nucleotides long. RefSeq lists its product as uncharacterized. The coding region runs from base 1 to 456 and encodes 151 amino acids. The record is from RefSeq and is a predicted model, not a curated record. The transcript has 3 exons. NCBI's taxonomy places the organism in Eukaryota, Fungi, Basidiomycota, Agaricomycetes, Boletales, Serpulaceae.